Molecule: messenger RNA, 1058 nt
Organism: Ricinus communis (castor bean)
Lineage: Eukaryota; Viridiplantae; Streptophyta; Magnoliopsida; Malpighiales; Euphorbiaceae
Product: probable prefoldin subunit 3
Exons: 6
Coding region: 163-720 (185 amino acids)
Biological process (GO): protein folding; tubulin complex assembly; microtubule-based process
Cellular component (GO): prefoldin complex; cytoplasm
Molecular function (GO): tubulin binding
Source: RefSeq, a predicted model, not a curated record
UUGGACCGCCUUCCCUUCUCGCGAAAGAGUCGCCCUCUUCUAGCUCCUCCUUUGCUGUAUCUUUUUUUGAUCGUCCUUUUUUUUUUUUUACUUGCGGAAGCACUGAAUACCAUUGCUCUGUUUUUGCAUUGCUUAGUGUAAUUUUUUUUUUUCUUGGAGAAAAUGGCAUCUGUAUCAGCAACAGAAAGAAGAGGAAUACCAGGAGCUCAAUUUGUAGAAGAUGUAGAAACAUAUCUUAGUCAAUCUGGUCUUGAUGUCAACUCUGGCCUUUCUUUUCUCCAAGAAAGGCUUCAGCAAUAUAAGCUGGUUGAGAUGAAACUUCUUGCCCAACAGAGAGAUCUUCAGGCAAAGAUCCCUGAUAUUGAGAAGUGCUUAGAUGUUGUCGCUACUUUACAGGCUAAGAAGGGUACUGGUGAGGCACUUCUUGCUGAUUUUGAAGUCUCCGAAGGCAUAUAUUCACGGGCAUGCAUUGAGGAUACUGACUCGGUGUGUUUAUGGCUAGGAGCAAAUGUCAUGUUGGAAUAUUCAUGUGAAGAGGCUACUGCUCUUCUGCAAAAGAACUUGGACAAUGCUAAAGCUAGUUUAGAAGUUCUUGUUGCUGAUUUGCAAUUCUUGAGGGAUCAAGUCACAAUAACACAGGUCACCAUUGCUCGGGUGUAUAAUUGGGAUGUUCACCAGCGCCGAAUGCGACAAGCUGCUGAAACUUCCUCAGAGGCAUGAAAAAAAGUCUACUGCAGCACCGAUUCAGAGAUGACGAGUGUAUGGUCCCAAAUUCUCAUUAUCUGAUUUUGGUGGAUGGAUUGUCUUUGUAUUCUUGGUAAUGCAAAUUUUGGUUCAUGGGCUUCCUGCACCGCUUGUUGAAAUUAUGGGUCAUUAUAGGACCGUUGUUGUCAAAGAUGCCUUUUUAUAUUGUCCAGACCAAUUCAUACAUGAUGAGACUUCUCGGAUUGAGCAGUAAUGUCUUUAUACACCCAAGCUAUUAGCCUAUUGACAUGUUUCAUUUUGUGUGAGCUAUUGAUGUUUGAUAAAGUUUCCAAUUAAGUGUCAUGUUGAACCUA